Limulus polyphemus (Atlantic horseshoe crab) is the source of this 1272-nucleotide messenger RNA. Its product is annotated as LIM domain and actin-binding protein 1-like. The transcript is spliced from 6 exons. Gene Ontology annotation, molecular function: actin filament binding. The record is from RefSeq and is a predicted model, not a curated record. Gene Ontology annotation, biological process: actin filament bundle assembly. The annotation marks the transcript as partial. NCBI's taxonomy places the organism in Eukaryota, Metazoa, Arthropoda, Merostomata, Xiphosura, Limulidae. Gene Ontology annotation, cellular component: plasma membrane; actin cytoskeleton.
ACAAUGUUGUCCUUUCUUCAAAGCGAAAUCAUCAUUUUAAUAAAAACAACUUGAAAAUCAUCUGUUAGUUAUGGGAGGAGGUUUGCAAAAGGAAGUACCAUUAGAUAAAGAUACAGAACUUAAAACUGACGCUAAAGUCGAUGACGGCUUAACACCGAUGCCAGACCCGAGUGAUACAAAAUCUCACGUUGAUCCGGAAGAGACUUAUACAUCCUCUGCAGAUGAAUAUUCCUUUCACAGUGUAGAGGGCGUUGUUCAGUAUGAAGAAAAGGGUCAAGAAGGAGGAGAAAAAUUAGAUUCCAAUAAAGAUAAACGUGACGAUACUCCAGGAGCGAGCGAGAACAGUAGAAAAGAAAAGGUAAAAUUUGAGGAAAUGUCUGAUCCGAAUUCCAAGUGGGAGAGUGAGAAUGCUGGAGAGCACAAAGGUAAAGGCACUGCAGCUGGAGCAAGAUCACGUUUCAAGCACAUGGAUGCUGAAAGUUCUAGCACAUCUUCACCAAUUAAGUCACCUUCUGAUCAAAAGCAUACUUGGGAAAUACCAUCACCUAAUCAGCCUCGUACUGAUAUUGCAGUUAUCAAAUGUAGUGAUCCAGGCGCUAAGGAUAAAAUUGAAAUUGAUCCUGCCCAGCUGACCCAAAGAUUCAACUUCUUUGAAAACUAUAGAGAGGAAUCAAAAGAAAGAGACGCCAAUAUUGUACGAUCAUCUGAUGCUGGUCAUGAAGUUAUUGUUACCGACACAACUAAAAAGAUGUUGAACAUGUUCAAGGAGUUAGAGAGUCAAUCUAACAGUGGUGAAGCCAUGACUGGUCCUAAACCAGUGAGGGCAAUUACUCCACCACCAGAGUCAACAAAAACCGAUGACAGAGAAUGUGAGCAUUCACCAAAGGCAAAACAACGGUCCGCCGUCAUUCGCUGCAGUUAUAAAAACGAAGAUAAUCUGGUAUGGGAUACUGAUAAAGCAAAGAAUCUUCGUUCCAAGUUUGAGAAUUGGCAACCUGAUGUUGAACAAACUAAAACUAAGAAGGAAGAAGAAUUCCUACCAGAAACAGAUAUGGCUAAAAACCUGCGGGCCAAGUUUGAGGCAAUUCAGGAAGAAAGCACAAAGUCAAAAGAGAAACUAAAACCCACAGGAAAGAGACUUGUGGGUUCAUCUACUGGAGAAGCCUGUGAUCUCUGCCAGAAGCGAUUAUAUCCAGUGGAGAAGAUGGAGGUAGGAGGAUUAAUAUUUCAUCAGAACUGCUUUCGUUGCACUCAUUGUAACUGUGUGUUGAG